Messenger RNA from Drosophila willistoni, 1685 nucleotides. Its product is annotated as innexin inx6. NCBI's taxonomy places the organism in Eukaryota, Metazoa, Arthropoda, Insecta, Diptera, Drosophilidae. Gene Ontology annotation, biological process: phototransduction. Gene Ontology annotation, cellular component: gap junction; plasma membrane. Gene Ontology annotation, molecular function: gap junction channel activity. The coding region runs from base 87 to 1649 and encodes 520 amino acids. The record is from RefSeq and is a predicted model, not a curated record. The transcript is spliced from 2 exons.
UCUCCCUCUCUCUCUCUCUGUCUCUCUCAAUAGAGAAUACAAUUUCAAGUAAGCUAGAAUAAUUGCCUCCAUCGUUUUUAAUUAUUAUGUAUGCCGCUGUCAAACCGUUAUCGAAAUAUCUACGCCUAAAGUCGGUACGGAUCUACGAUCCGAUAUUCACAUUGCACUCGAAAUGCACUAUAGUCAUCCUGUUGACCUGCACAUUUCUGUUGUCGGCCAAACAGUAUUUCGGUGAGCCCAUACUCUGCAUUAGCUCCGAUAAGCACACGGAAUAUGUACAAUCCUAUUGCUGGACCAUGGGCACGUAUAUACUGCCAUCUGCCAUGGAGAGCAAUUAUACGAGUAAGAGGAGUGCCAGUUCCAGUUCCAGUGGCAGUGCCAGUGCCAGUUCCAGUUCAAGAAAUCCAGGCAUCCAGGUGGAACAAUUACCCAAUACACACUAUUUGAAUGUGAGCAGUUUGCGUGCUCUGGUGGCCCAGAAUGAGGAAUAUGCUCGCAUCAUUUCGAUUGCCGAGGGUGUUGGACCGGAGACGCGCGGUGUAACCAAACGCCUGUAUUUGCGCUACUAUCAAUGGGUAUUCAUGAUAUUGCUAUUUCAAUCGUUGCUCUUCUAUUUCCCAUCGUAUCUAUGGAAAGUGUGGGAGGGACAACGAAUGGAGCAAUUAUGCUGUGAAGUGGGCGAUGCCAUCAUACUGGACGAUAUCUAUAGGACACGCUUGCAAAUGCUAACGAAAUAUUUUCGUUCACAUUUUUCACCCAUCCAUUGUUGCUAUUCGAUCAAGUAUGCCUUCUGUGAGUUCCUCAAUUUGGCCAUUAGUAUACUAAAUAUCUGGCUAAUGGAUGUUAUAUUUAAUGGCUUUUGGUAUAAAUAUAUUCACGCCCUGGCUGCGAUACCUGUUUACGAUUGGAAUCUAUGGAAUGUGAUGACAUCGCGUGUCUUUCCCAAGGUGGCAAAGUGUGAAAUGUUUGUUUAUGGUCCGAGUGGUACACCAAAUAUUUUGGAUAUUCUAUGCGUCCUGCCGCUCAAUAUAUUGAAUGAGAAAAUCUUUGCUGUCCUUUAUGUAUGGUUUCUAUUCAUUGCCAUGCUGGCGGCCAUUAAUAUUUUAUAUCGUUUGCUUCUAAUCUGUUGCUCUGAAUUGAGAUUGCAAUUGUUGCGUACCCAUUUGAGAGGUAUGCCCAAGCAUCAUGUCCGUCAAGUGUUGGCCAAAUCCGGUUAUGGUGAUUGGUUUGUUCUAAUGAAUGUUGGCAUCAAUGUCAAUCCAACGUUAUUUCGUGAAUUGCUCGAUCAACUGUAUGAGGAGCAGAAAUCUCAUCUUGGUGUUGGUGUCUAUGGUGUACAUUCAUCGUUGAUACCGCCAUCCGCCCCGUUGGCCAAGCCGGAAGAUGCCGAUAUCGAUCACCAUGAUAGCGAUGAUAUUGAUCCAUCCGCUGUCGACGAUGACGACGUUGAGGAUGAUGAGGAUGAUGAGGGUGAUGAGGAUGAUGAGGACGACGACGAAAAUGAUGAAGAUAUGGAGGAGGCGGCAAUCGUUAAUGUUGAUCAGAAUUCACAAGCAAGAACUGCCACACCUGCCUCAGGUGUCAAUCUAAUGUCACCCAAUGAUGAAAUAAUCAGCAUCGAUAGAUACUACAAUGAGAGUCAUGCCUGAAAUUGAUUUUGUGUUUUUUUUUUUUUCUCAUUUUCU